Paramisgurnus dabryanus is the source of this 4709-nucleotide messenger RNA. NCBI's taxonomy places the organism in Eukaryota, Metazoa, Chordata, Actinopteri, Cypriniformes, Cobitidae. The record is from RefSeq and is a predicted model, not a curated record.
UUUACCACAUAUAGAUGAUAACAAAUAGCCGUGACAUUUGAUCAUCAUAAAACAACACGGCAUUAAAUCACCUGAUAAUUGUGUGUGGUGUUGUAACAGGUCGCUUUAUCGAUAUACUAUGGGGGUCAAAGCUCAUUAGCAUGUGCAGAUUUGUCGGCGCACGAUCAUAGGAGGUGGUACUAGGCCUACUUUUCGCAAGGCAUAUUGGGACGCACAGAUUACUGCUCGCUGUCACAAUGGCUUUGACGCUCGGAGAGCGCGUGGAACAUUUGCUCCUGGUCCUUGUGCCUCGGCUGCUUUUGGCACUUUUUAGGUUGCUCUCACCAGGAAGAUCAGGCGGAUCUAAACGUCUCCCUCCCAUCGAAAACCCACUUCUUACACUGUCUGCAAUGCAGCUGGCUCAGAAGAUACGUAGAAGAGAGGUUACAAGUGUGGAGGUCGUCCAGGCUUACAUUGACAGGAUACAGGAAGUAAACCCACUGCUCAAUGCUGUUGUCAAACACAGGUUCUCAUCAGCACUAUUGGAGGCCGCUCAGGUAGAUAAAAAAAUAAAGGAGAACAAUGAAGGAGAAGAAGUUCUGAAGGAUCGAUUUCCUCUGCUGGGUGUCCCACUAUCUGUUAAAGAGUCUUUCUCUCUUGAGGGUAUGCCCAAUGCUACCGGCUUGAUAUCCAGGGCUAAAUUCAUUUCCAGUGUGGAUGCUCCAUCUGUGGGCUUGUUGAAGAGAGCCGGAGCUAUUCCUUUAGGUGUCACCAACACCAGUGAGCUCUGCAUGUGGCUGGAGUCCAACAACCACCUGUAUGGGAUCACCAACAACCCCUAUGAUCUAGAGAGGACAUGUGGAGGAAGUUCAGGUGGUGAGGGUAGUAUCAUAGGUGGCGGUGCAGCUGUUAUAGGCAUUGGCUCUGAUAUCGGAGGAAGUAUCCGUAUACCGUGUUUUUUCAAUGGGAUUUUUGGCCACAAAACAACAAGAGGGGUGGUGUCAAAUGACGGUCAGUUUCCCAAAACUUCCAGUCUUCAGGAUGACUAUGUGAGCACUGGUCCUAUAUGCCGCUAUGCUGAAGAUCUCCUCCCCCUUUUGAAGAUAAUGGCUGGACCCAAUGCCGACAAACUCUCUCUCUCUGACAAGGUGGAUCUGAAAAAGUUGCGUUUCUUCACAAUUGUAGAUGAUGGAGGAUCUCACAUUACUUUGCCAGUAGAUCAUCAGCUCAUUGAAGCUCAAAAGAGGGUGGUUGCACGUUUAGAGGCUGAUCUGGGAGUUACGGUGAAAGAAGUUAGUUUUCCUCAGCUCAAGUACGCUUUUCAUAUCUGGGAUACAUUUUUGGCUUUACCUGACAGAGAUGGCAAGCCUCCUCAACCUUUUGUUGAGCUUAUGGCAGAUGGGGGCUCUGUUUGGCUCAUAUGGGAGGUGAUAAAAAGCAUAUUUAGAAGAUCUGAACACACGGUGGCUGCAAUUGGUUUGGCUCUCUAUGAGAAGACUCACAGCAGCGUACCGUCUCCGUUUAUCCUGAAGCAGAAGGAAGAACUCCAGAGAGAGGUGGAUGAGCUACUGGGAACAGAUGGAGUUUUGCUCUACCCCUCUCAUCCUUUCCUCGCCCCCAAACACCAUCAUCCUCUAUUCAGCCCUGGAAAUGUAGCUUACACAGGAAUUAUGAACAUCCUUGGCCUGCCAGUGACUCAGUGUCCAUUGGGACUGAGUAAAGAGCGAUUACCCUUAGGGGUGCAGGUGGUGGCAGGGAAGUUUCAAGACCACCUGACCAUAGCUGUUGCACAGCAUCUAGAGAUGACUUUCGGAGGCUGGAGAGAUCCUGGAGUGGCGUGAGGAAAUAACACAACUGGAGGAAUGGUUGAUAAUGCACACCUGGGGCCGGAUUCACAAAACAUUCUUAAGAAGAAAAAUGCCAUUUUUAUCUUAAAUUCAAACUUAAAAAAAAAGUUAAGAAUAUUUUGUAUGUUCAAAAAAGCUUCUUAAGAAAGUUCUCGAAAAAGAAACUUAAGUAACAUCUUAAAGAAAGGAUAACCUCACAGUAGUUUUAAAUCUCAAAAUGUUUUAUAAGUUCAUUUGAUUAUUUUAAAUGGCACAUGUAUUGUGUAGUCAGAAAUAGAUCAUUUAAACUGUUAACUUCACAAAGACACAAAGGAAUUUCAUACUCAUAUAGUAAUAAAGGUAAAUGGUUUACUUUUGUAAUAUGUCACGUAUAAACACAUAAGUAUUAAUAUUAGCUAACAUUUGACUUCCUUCAUAAUACAUUUAUUGUGAAAUUAUUAACAGCUCAACUCAAUGACGCUCUGAGCAGGAGUCAAACCAGCAAUCGGUCCGUCAUGCGAGCGCUCCGAAAGGAUUGGAUAUUUAGGGAAUAAUAUUUACUCACCGCACUGCCUUCAUACACUAACUGUUACAACAACAAAUAACAUGUUGUAUGGUAUUAACAUAUCACUCUUUUCAUUUGUGGUAUAUAUCGCAUUAAUGAUUGCAAGGUGGUAAAACUGGUGGAUGACUAUAACCUCAUGAACAGGGUAGAAUAAUUUAUUUUAAAGCUUGUCAUUUUAUUCUUAAAACAAAAAUUUAAGAUCUUAAGUAAAUAUUUUUAAACUUCUUAAGAAAUGUUCAAGAACUUUCUUAUUUUUUGUCUUAAGAAUGUUUUUGUGAUUCUUGCCCCCCGUUUUUUUUUUAGAAAUUUUGAACAUAUUUUUUUUCCUCUGAUGUAAGCAAAGGUGGACAGAAUUUAAAUAUUUUACUUUUAAUUUAAAAGUAAUUUUUCAAGUAUUCAUAUUUUAUCAGUGUUUUUCUUUGGAAUACAUACAGCAUAUUAUCAUAAUUUUUACUCCACUACAUUUUAAAGUGUUUUUUACAUUUAAUAUUUAAUAAUUAAUUAAUUAAAUAUUUAAAAGUACAUUAAAUUAUCCAGUCCUUGUACUUUUACUUAAGUAAUAGUAUGAGAGCACAAUUUUAAUGUAAUUAGGUAUUAAAUACAUUUUAAUAUGCGAUAUAAACCGUAUGAUUCUAUGCUUUUGAAUGUAGUGAAGUAACAAAAAUUCCUGUACUGUCCACCUCUGGAUGUGAAGUAUAUGAGUGGUUUGAAAGCUUUGGCCUCUGUUAUCUGAAGGGGGCGGUUUCCCAGACAGGGCUUAUCCUAGUCCAAGAUUAAGAUGCCUUCAUUUGAAAACACCUUGUACUGACAUAUCUUAACACAUGGGUAAUUCUCACGAAAUCCAGAUUUAAAAGGUGUCCAGCAUCAGAAUUUUUAAAAAGCCCUUGAAGCCAAUUUUUUUGCACAUAUAAGAUUAAGGUCUGAACUUACUAUAACCAUUAUUUUUAGAGUAUUUAAAAAAAUAUUUGCUAUGAUUGAAAUUUUUUAGAUUAUCGUUAUCAAAAAUGAUCAUUACCGCAACAUGAUAUUACAUUAAAUAUAUCCAUUUACAAACUCGUGUUUCGGUAAUGAGAACUAAAAAGUUGUCUAGGUACUAUGAUGAACAAAAUUUAAACUUUUAUCUUAAGAGAAAAAAUAAGAACUGCUUACCUGGUAGCCAUCUUGAGUGUCACAGUUAAUUAUGUCCCUUCCAACUAUUUUUUUUGAAAAUGUUAGUUCCUUGAGGGCUUAAACUAUGCUUGAAAAUUGAGGAUGAGAACAUUUUUCUUGGACACAUUUAUAAUCCUUAUUAUUGUCUCUACAUUUACCAAUGAUCACCAAAUACCACAUGUUUCUUUACUGUAAAUGUUUAUAGUAUAACAUGCACUGAAGCUUUUUAUUUUUUUGAUUUUUUUAAUUAUAAAUAUUUCCAUGUCAAAGAACCCAAAUCCAGUCAUGGACACGUUGCUGUAAUGAAAUUUUCCCCUUAAAUGUGGAAAAACAACAAAAUUGGUUUGUAUGAUGUCAUUUGAAAUCAUGUGCAAAAUAGUACAUGAAGAAAUGUUUGUAACUGUAUGCUUCUUAUUUUUAACUCUUAAUUUUCUUUUACUUUAUCAAAAUGCUUCAUGACACCUCUUAAGUUCCAUUUUGCGAGAAUCACCCAUAUACCAGUGCCAUUGGUUUGUCUCAAGAUGCACACCAGUAUUUUUUUUUGUAAGGUAUGCUGGUUAAAACUAUAUAAAUGUCUUAAUAUAACCAAGUUCUGGAUUAAUCUAAACCCUAUCUGGGAAACUGCCCCGCAAGUAUAUAUAUUAUACUCAAUACUUAUAUUCAAUGUAUACAGUCAAUGUAAUAAUUCCCCCAACUGGCAAAAUAUUUAUGUAUGAUUUAGUUGUGAAAUUUUUUACUUUAAGAUUUUUCUGUUGAUGUAAAAUAAUUGUACUUAAUUUUACUUUCUUAAAAUAUGCUUUAAAUAACUAACAGGCAUUUGUAAACAGUUAUUUGGCUCUUUUUGGGUAAAUGUUGCCUGUAUUCUUAUAUUAAAACAGAACAAGUACUUAUUCAGUUUGUGUCAGAACAUCAUUUUCAAUUAUUAAAUACAGAUGAUGACUUGUGUAUCAUGCAUUCAUCUUGAGCUCAGACUUUGGCUACAGACUAAAUGGAAAAAUAUAUUUAUUUCAUGCCAGAACCAACUGUUUUUUAAAGGCACAAUAAAGCCAAUGAUUUAGUUUUGAAGUUAGAGUGAUUCUGUAUUGCAACAAAACUGAUCAUAACAGCAUCUCAAAAUUGUGAAGUUUCAAUGUAUUAAAUCAAUAUGCUUAAUGAGUUGAAAAGAAAAUUAAAGAAUUUUACACUCUUCA